CCAAAGGUAAGGACAUCUUAAAAAAAAAACACUACCGCGUUUGGCUUCAAUGCAUUAUACAACGCAGAAGAAAACGGACUACACCUACUAUCCGUCCGUGCCUUCUGCUUCAAAGAAAAAGACCAGCUUCGUCGCUUCCAGCCUUCGAUCUUACGGUCCUACUUCAUCUUCCAAUUGAAGCGCCUCAAGAAUUACUGAAUUGGGGAUUCCUCUUCCAAGCUACUAUCCAAGUUGUAGGUUAAUCUGCUGUUGAUCAUAUUACUCGUAGUCUUUCAAGGAUGAAUACGCAGCAAGUUGUGCAGACCAAAUCUUCUGUCAAUGGAUUUGGCUGUCGACAGCUGCAGAGUCCUAAAUCCAGUUCCAGCCGGUUGGCAACUAUAGGUAAAGGGAGUGCACUUGAAAGAGCAUCACGUGAUCGUUUAUUUUACACAACUGCAUGCCUUAUUGGACUUCAAGUAGAAGUACAGGUGUUGGAUGGUUCUGUUUUCUCAGGGAUACUUCAUGCAACUAACGCAGAUAAAGAUUUUGACAUUGUUCUGAAAAUGGCUCGCUUGAUAAAAGAUUGUUCUCGUGGACAGAAGGAUGCUUCUGAAUACCUUAGCAAGCCUACUUCAAAGACAUUCAUAAUACCAGCUAAAGAGCUCGUGCAAGUUACAUCUAAGGGCGUGCACUUAACUCCGGAUGAUGUAAAAACUGAGUACCAGUGGGAAAAGCAGCAUGAGCUAAUGACUGAUUCAUGCAUAUCACAAUCUCGACCCAUUGAGGCGGAGCGUGAAUUGGAGCGCUGGAUACCUGAUGAUGAUACUCCAGAGUGUCCUGAGCUCGAGAAUAUAUUUGAUGGCCAUUGGAAUAGGGGCUGGAAUCAAUUUGAGGUAAAUGAAACGCUGUUUGGAGUGAAAAGUACAUUCAAUGAGGAACUUUAUACAACAAAGUUGGAGCGAGGCCCUCAAAUGAGGGAUUUGGAAAGAGAAGCUUCAAGAAUUGCUAAAGAAAUACAAGGCGAGGAAACCCAUGAUGUUCACCUUGCAGAGGAAAGAGGAUCUCAACUUCAUGGAAACCUUGACAUCGAUGAGGAAACUCUGUACUCAUCAGUCUUCAGAGGGGUUGAUGACAGUGAGUUCGAUGAUUGUGAGGACAUUUUAUUGGAUGCAUGCAAUGAUGAAACAUUUCAAGAUAUCUCUAAUGCAGCCACCGGGGAGUCAUUCACCAACAUGAUCAGCAAAAAAUCUAAUGAUGGGGCUCAAGAACCAUCACCAACUUCAUCCACAGAUGAAGCUCAAUUGAGUACUCGUGGGGUUGUCUCUUCAACUAAUCAUAACAAGCAGGCUAAAGAUUCAUUGGAUGAAUGUGUUUAUGAUAUGGAUGACAGCAGGGUUCAUGAUAUUCAGAUUAGUGAACAAACUGGAGCUAGUUGCUCAAACAAGGAUACUGGAAAGCAAAAGCUAGGUGAAGAGAGAGGUGAGGCGUUAAAACCUUUGGAUUCACUUUUAUCAAAGAAAGCCCAAAGCGAAACAUCUGAUAACAAUGAUAUGUCUUCAGAUGUUGCUUCAGUUACUUCUCUGGCUGAGGGCUGUGGGAAGACGAGGGGAAUACCACAAUCUGCUAAUUCUAAAAUCUCAUCUGUUUCUGGAUUGUCAAGAAAUUCAUCUGUGAGUUCAAUGGCAUCAGAAAAAUCAAAUUUGAAUCCUAAUGCUAAGGAGUUCAGACUAAAUCCUAAUGCAAAGAUUUUUGUCCCUUCCCAAGCACCUUCAAGUCCUGCAUCUCCAGUUUCAGAUGGUUCUUUUUAUUACCACCCAUCAAAUGUGACUCCUAUUCAGCAAGUACAUGGCAUGUCUGUUGGCAUUGGGAUAGGACCAUCCUAUGCCGGACAUCAGCCAGUUCUACUUAACCCUCAGGUUGCUUCAACUCAGCAACAAUAUUAUCAUCCAAAUGGACAUCAGUACGGGCAGCAGAUGAUCAUUGGCCAUCCUCGUCAAGUUGUCUACAUGCCAACCUACCCUCAUGAAAUGCCGUGCAGGAGAGGAGAUUUCUAAGUACUGAAAAGUAGCACAAUGUACUCUCCGAGCUUUCAAAGCUUUGCUGAUGAUGGAAUACUUUUUUUUGCACACUAAGAACUGACAACACAUCAUCCAGCAAAUACUCUUCUAUGCGUUUCUGGUGUUGGGGAAAAGCAGUCAUUGAGUCUGUCAUACUAUGGUUCUGUGUUGGAUUUGCAAUUACUAAUAUAUAAUAGUAACUGGUUGGACAUGCGUCUCUUUACAAAUGUUCUCUGUAAUCAUAGAUUUAAAGCAUCCCCGAAAUUUGUACAAAUUCUUCCCCCCUUGCCCAGUUCAAAACCCUUGUUGCAGUUAUUUUGUAAUAAAAAUUUCAGGAGUUCUGUACUAUUGAAGUGAUUUAGUAUAUUAGUAUUGUGAAUUUGUGACAA
Messenger RNA from Cuscuta europaea, 2425 nucleotides. The record is from the annotation of a GenBank genome assembly. NCBI's taxonomy places the organism in Eukaryota, Viridiplantae, Streptophyta, Magnoliopsida, Solanales, Convolvulaceae.